CAUCUGUUUUCAGCUGAUAUGUGUGAAGAUGUAAUUGAAGAACCUGCAGAGUAAACAUUUAAAAGACUGCACAUGAACAGUUGCUUCUGUAAACAGAUGAACAAGUGCUUCCAAAUUCCUCUGAUCGUUUAUAGGAGUUCGCGGGUGUUUUGACUGACAGAUGGUUGGCAAACACUUGCCCUUGUUUGCCUGGAAGUGUAAUGGUUUUUAUUUUCAAGGUCUGUAUUUGAGGCUCGUUACACUUCACAGUAGACAUUUUUGUUAACGUUUGCAAAAGGUCUCUUAAUGCUUUGCCUCUACGUUUGCCUGCAAAUCCCUGAAGUCAGAAUGGGAAUCUGUGGAUAUUUUUUGCACCUUCAGCAUCCUUGGAUAUCGACAGGAUCUGGCAACGAAUGAAUUUUCUCUGGACACUCUUCAAUUCAUACAUUUUACAGACAGACACAACUGUUUAGGGGCUGGAAUAUUGAUCAAUGACGUACCCAGAGGUCAGCUGAACAGACACGCUGUGAGGUCUGGAUAAAACGGGCAGACGGGGCCCAAUGCUUCUCCUCAUUCUAAGAUGAAGUUAUGGAAGUUUGCUGCCAUUGGCCUGAUUCUCUGUGGUGCUGCGGCUGCGCUCUCUCUCCUCAUCUUUAAAGCCACACCCUAUACCAGAGCCCCGCCCCCUCCUGCCCACAGCAGAGCUUCAUCCUCAUCGUCUACAUCUACAUCCUCCAACUCCUCGUCCUCCGUUGGGACAGGUGGACGACAGCGGAGGGUCAGAUCUGCUGAAAGUGGAAACUCUCUCAUCACAGAAUUCAUGGAAAUCUUCCAGACCUUCACAGAGGGUGAGCUGAAGCAGAUUAUCGGGACCUUGGUGGAAAGAAAAGCCCGCAAAGAUGCACUACAGAGCAAAAGAACUAAACGUGCCAAGAAGCGCGGCAAACCCUGCUCUUUACGAGACGUGGAGGUGACGGUCAGUCAGCUAGGUCUGGGAUACUUCAGCGACGAAACGAUAGUCUUCCAUUACUGCAGCGGAAAGUGCACCGCCAACCGCAAAAACUAUGACCUGACGCUGGCGUUCAUGAAACGCUCACGGUUGCUCACUAGGGAUCAGAGGGAGAAAGCUCGACACAGCCCCUGCUGUAGGCCCAUCGCUUACGAGGAGGAUACCUCCUUCCUUGAUAACUUCAGUGAAUUUCACACAAUCCAUGAGAUUUCGGCCAAGGCAUGUGGAUGUGUAUGAGGAUCGUAACCUUUAAAGCACCCUUUGAGGACAGGAAGAAAAACAUGUUUAUUUAUUCAAAACAUAUUUCUAGAUGGAAAAGACAAAGAACCAAAAUGCUGCACGGGAAGAAUUCCACACGUUCGGAUCUAAUAAUGUCUCUAAUUUGGGCUUAAAGGGAUAGUUCACAAAAAAAAGAAAAUUCUGUCAAUAUUUAUUCACCCUCAUGUCAUUACAAACCUGGAUGACUUUCCACAGCGCAACACAAAAAACGUUUUGAA
Molecule: messenger RNA, 1485 nt
Organism: Triplophysa dalaica
Lineage: Eukaryota; Metazoa; Chordata; Actinopteri; Cypriniformes; Nemacheilidae
Gene: nrtn
Product: neurturin
Exons: 3
Coding region: 560-1225 (221 amino acids)
Molecular function (GO): glial cell-derived neurotrophic factor receptor binding; growth factor activity; receptor tyrosine kinase binding
Source: RefSeq, a predicted model, not a curated record